Messenger RNA from Phragmites australis (common reed), 2572 nucleotides. RefSeq lists its product as uncharacterized. The transcript is spliced from 12 exons. The record is from RefSeq and is a predicted model, not a curated record. Bases 285 to 2420 code for a protein of 711 amino acids. Gene Ontology annotation, molecular function: GTP binding; GTPase activity. Gene Ontology annotation, biological process: translation. NCBI's taxonomy places the organism in Eukaryota, Viridiplantae, Streptophyta, Magnoliopsida, Poales, Poaceae.
CUUAUGAUUAGAACAUAUAUACGUGUGUAUAGAACAUGAGGUGGUGUAUGUGAAUUAUAUACGUCAUCAGUUAUACCCUAGAUAAAAAAGAAGCGGAAUAGCAGUUUGGAUCCUCCUCUGCUCCUCGUUGCAGGCACUUCCCCGCGGGCCCGCAGCGAACCGAGCAAGCUCCUUCUCGAUCGAGUUCGUGGUUCGCGCGAUUCGACGCUCUGCGCCUGGUGGAUCCCGCUCGACUGAAACCGGUUUUUUGUUUCGUGCUGUUUCCUAAGCAAGCCGUGGCUCACAUGGUUGAUAUGAACCCAGACUCUGAAGAUACAUGUGGUAGCGGUGGCAAUCAUAGAGACAGUAAAGUUGGUGGUCUGGGCAUAAGAGAUGAUAACAGAUCUGAUAUUGAGGCGCCCUGUAGAAAUCCUGGGCAUUGGCAAUGCUCCAUUUGUGCACACGAAAAUGGUACAAGUCAUUUGUCCUGUGAGCUAUGUGGUGUACUUCGGGAUUUGUCACUGUACUUCAAAAAUGCCAGUGAAGCUGAAGCUGGAGGUAAACGCAGAAACAGGUAUUCUGGAGUGUCUGUACUGGCAAGAUCUCUUUUUGAACCAUCCAGUACAAAGACAAAAGCUGUUGUUUUCUCUGAUGGCUUCCAAGCGAAUAGAAAUGCAACAGGGAAUAAGCAAGCUACCAUGGAUGCUCUGCAUAAGACAUACAUGACCCGCAAAGAGCACCACAUCAACAUAGUGCCUUUCAAGUUUGAUACACCAUCUCCUGAUGAUAUGGUCACUACAGGCUUAAAAUCAUCCAGAAAUUUUAGAAAAGUUGACACAGAGGCUCUAUCUAAAGAUAUUGUUGACGUCACCGGAAAGAAGAUGAUGGAUGAUGAUAUUCCUUUAACUGAGAAGGAUACAAGUAUGGACCCAAGUUCAUCAGCAAAGUUGAAUGAACUUGGCGGAACUAGUAGCAAUGUUCCUUCCAAUGGUCAAAAUAAAACUCUUGUUCUGGAUCAUGAGCUCCAACAUUUGAGUUUGGAGAGGAAGCCAAAGAACAGUAAACCCAAGAUUAAGAAACCAGUUUCUAUUUCACAGUACAAGCCAGAACCAUGGAUGCUCCACAGUGAAGAUCAAGAAAUACGUAAACAGCUAAACCUUGCUAUUGUUGGUCACGUUGAUUCUGGGAAAUCAACUUUAUGCGGUCGAUUACUACAUGCUCUGGGGCUGAUUUCAAAAAAGCAAAUGCAUAAAUAUGAGAAAGAAGCUAAAGAAAAGGGGAAAGGAUCAUUUGCAUAUGCUUGGGCUAUGGAUGAGAGCACUGAUGAGAGGGCGCGUGGCAUUACAAUGACUGUGGCUGUAGCAUACUUUAACACUGAAAAAAACCGUGUAGUUUUGCUUGACUCCCCUGGUCACAAAGAUUUUAUUCCGAAUAUGAUAUCUGGCGUUACACAGGCUGAUGCAGCUGUCCUAGUUGUUGAUGCCUCUAUUGGCUCAUUUGAAGCAGGUAUGGGUGUUAAUGGGACUGGACAGACAAAGGAGCACUCACAACUUAUUAGGAGCUUUGGUGUUGAGAACUUGAUAGUUGCUGUUAAUAAGAUGGAUCUGGUGGAAUAUUCGAAAGAGCGGUUUAAUUUUGUAAAAUCUCAACUUGGUAUCUUUCUUCGAUCAUGUGGGUACAAAGACUCUUUAAUCACCUGGGUACCUUUGAGUGCAAUGGCAAACGAAAAUUUAGUGACAGCUGCUUCAGAUUCUCAUCUUUUAUCAUGGUACAAUGGAAAUUGUCUGCUGAAAGCCAUAGACUCAUUACCUCCUCCUCAUCGUGACAUUUCAAGGCCACUGUGCCUUCCAAUCUGUGAUGUUAUUGCAUCCCACACACUGGGGCAUGUGGCAGUUUGUGGUAAAGUCGAAGCUGGAGGAAUCCGAACUGGUUCGAAGGUUCUUGUCAUGCCUUCGGGAGAUUUAGCUACAGUAAGAACCAUUGAGCGGGAUUCCUCGAGUUGCAACUUGGCUAGAGCUGGGGACAACAUCUCUAUUGGUUUGCAAGGGAUCUACCCUGGUCAUAUUUUGUCAGGAGGAGUUCUUUGCCAUCCAGAUUUCCCCGUGUCCGUCGCUUCUUCCUUGGAGCUGAAAAUUUUGGUUCUAGAAAUCACUAUGCCGAUGCUGGUUGGCCUUCAGUUUGAGCUGCACAUACAUCAUACGAGCGUGUCUGCGAGCUUGGUUAAAAUACUGUUAUUGUUGAACCAGAAGACCGGCAAGACCUCAAAGAAAAUGCCACGAUUGCUCACUGCGAGGCAGGCUGCUAUAGUUGAAGUAAAGCUGGACAAGGAAGUCUGCGUGGAAGAAUUCUCAACCCUGAAGGCCCUUGGCCGAGUAUUUCUGCGAUCUCAAGGUAACACCAUUGCAGUGGGCGUUGUGACUCGAAUACUGGAUCAGGCUUAGACCCCUUGGUAACCAGGCAUAUAAUGUACACGAUGUUAUCGGUUGCUAGUCGAUAGAUCUGUAUUAUGUAGUUUGGGGGAAGAAUCUGGUCAACCAACUUGCUGUAUUGCUCGAAAGCACUAACUUCAGAAUUCAGAACCUUUGUAACUUCA